Pecten maximus is the source of this 2052-nucleotide messenger RNA. RefSeq lists its product as uncharacterized. Bases 415 to 1647 code for a protein of 410 amino acids. The record is from RefSeq and is a predicted model, not a curated record. The transcript is spliced from 9 exons. NCBI's taxonomy places the organism in Eukaryota, Metazoa, Mollusca, Bivalvia, Pectinida, Pectinidae.
GUCGAGCCAGGUUGACAUGUGCCUUGUGCUCUGUCCACACGACUCCAACAGUCAGUAUUAAACAUUGUAAAGGACACCGUGUAUGUGUCACCUGCAUAAUGUAUGAUAAAAGUCUGUUAUUUGGGAUAAACUUCAUAUCUGGACUAACUUUUGGUCUGUAAACAAUCUUUACGGUGUUGUACGGUGGACUUGGAACCAUGCUGUCUUAGGUACAGUGAACCCAGGAACCAAGAAUAUGUUUAGGUUAUCAAAACAUUGCUUAAUUCACAGUACAUGUUUUAUGUGCAAGUCGUGAAAUAAGAGGAAUGCAAUGUAGACUUACAUUCUCCUUCAGAAACAUCUCCAUCUCUCCGACGCCGACAAACAACUACUAAAUUGAAUUUUCUUUUUAUAAGAGAUAACUACAACAGCUUGAUGUUUUCUCAAAUGGAGAUGGUUUCAUGCGUUAUAUUGACUGGAGGGUAUCAACCCCUAAUGAGGUGGAUACGGGGAUUUACUAACCUUCUCGUCAUGUGCUUGGUAACACCAGAUUUGGUGUUAGCGUACAACCCAACAGUCAAAGUGCAAAUGUGUACAGAGACACGGCUGACCUUAACCUUAGAGGGCGGGGCAAAUGGCGGCAUUAUAUACAUCCAAGGCCACGGGUCCGCCUGUAAACAGAACACGGUCACAAACACAACUGUGUUCGAAUUCAUGUUCGACGCGUGUGGAAUAGAUCCGUACGAAGCCUUUACAGUGGUCGUACAGAAGAAGCCUCAAUAUCAAACCGGAAAUGACAUAUCAUAUCCGGUUCAGUGCCUUUUCGAGUUCACCAUUGAUCUACGCGGAAGUGAUCUUACUUUCGUUGAUGGUGUGGACGAAGAGGGAGUUAAUAUAACGAUACGACCUACGGCCAAGAUGAUCCUCUACUCAAACGGUCAGGAGGUGACUGCUGGUCAAGUGGAUCUUGCAGAUAUACUCACCAUGUCGAUUCAACUGGGGUCAGAGUUUAUGGCUGAUUUCGACUUAAAGGCGAGAUAUUGUACUGCUAACACGAUUGAAAUGAUAAAGGACUUUUGUUCUACUGACACCGAGCUGUUCCCGAACUUUGCCCAUCCGGUGCAGGGGGUUAUAUCCUCUACAUUUGACGCUUUUAGAACGACCGACCUUAAUGGCGGGAUUGUCGACAUGACGUUCUCCUGCACGCUCCAGCUUUGUUUUGGAGCAUGCUCCCGGACGGAUUGUGCAAAUGGGGACGUCGUGUAUGGGAGAAGGAAGCGUCUAGCGGAGAAUGAUGGUCCUGCCGUCAAGUCCAAUAGACGGAACAAGCGUAUGACUGAUGAUGAUGUUGCUUACGAAAACGUAAACGUGGGAGCCUUAAUCAGCGUUGGGGACACGCUUGAUACUGACGAUCGAGGAGAUGACUUUCACCAGAUCUGUAUAAAUUUCACCAUUCUGGUAUGUUCGGGAAGUUUCUUGGUAUUUACCGCAAUUACCUGUCCAGUGUGCGUGACGUCAUCAUUCAAGAAAAACCGGAAAGGGCAAACUAAAAAAGAACAAUCUAAACCGGAAGUGGCGAUAAACGACAGUUUCGUUUGUACUCCAGUCUCAAAUUCUCGGUUUGGAACAACGACCAGGAGAUAUAGUGGACAGUUCGUGCCGGUUUAAUAUAUUGUAUUCGUUGAUUUUAUGUUAACACUCUGUAAACCUCCUGUAGCUACGUGUAUCAUAAGAUGCUCUUAAAUAUCCGAAUAUCGUACAUUAUUGUCCCUCUUGAGUGAGAAUAGAGUUACGUGUGCAAUCUAGGAUCCUUAUUUGGGUGCCUAAUUUGCAUGUUAUCUCGACAGCUGUCGAUUUAGAUCGGACAGGGAUUUUCAUCUUCAGUUUUUAUAUUGAUUUCAUUACACCAUCUUGUCUGGAGCCAUUGUUACGUGAACAUUCAUUAAAUAUAUACACACCUUGCACUUUGUAUAAUUUCAUCAGAAAAAAAUCGUUUUUACUUCGUUGGUGACCAAUUUUAAACUAUCAUAGUUUGUUAUAUGUUUUCAAUUAAUAAAACACAUGUACAUUAAG